Molecule: messenger RNA, 1446 nt
Organism: Schistosoma mattheei
Lineage: Eukaryota; Metazoa; Platyhelminthes; Trematoda; Strigeidida; Schistosomatidae
Source: the annotation of a GenBank genome assembly
CACAUAUUGGACGUUGUAUAUCAAAUUAUGGCCUUGAGGGCAAACAUCGGAUUGUCUGUCUCACGUCUGUGUUACUUCUAAUUUUCUUCGUUUACUUCCGUUGAUAAAUAUUAUUUAAUAGUGUCUUUGCAAAUAUAUUUAUUUGUUUAUUACUCAGCCUUUGGGAAGAUUUGUCAUUCUACCCAUUUCAAAGUAUUGAAUAAUGUUCGAAGUAUUUGGUGGAGUAUUCAUCAGAAUGACUGUUAAGUUCACUUAUAGAGAGCCCGUAAGAUUUAUGGGAAGCCUAAACAAAGUUCUUUAUCCAUGGAUGAAUCGAAAAAAGCCGUUUUGGGUUACUCAAGAGGCUAGUCCUUAUGUAGAUGAAGAUGUUACAUCAGAAAACAAGACAUUUUUAGAACAACAGCGUAUAGAUUCAUUAACCAGUUCUACAAGCCCCGUCAUUACUGAACAACCGGCACAGGUACCAUGGAAACCAUAUGUUACACAAAGAUGCGGUCUUAUUGCAAUCAAGCUAGGAUUAUACCCACUGUGGACUAAAACUGGAAAGAAAAUCGACUGUACUAUUUUCCAGAUCCCUGACAAUCAUGCUAUUCGUUAUACACCUCCUUCAGAGAUCGACAAAUACAUCAGCUUACUACAUCCACGUCACUAUUGGCUAAAUAAUAAACGGCCUCCUUCCUGGAUAACUCAAAAACGUUGGGGUAUACAAUUGGUUGGAGCAGUUUCUGCUGACCCUAUCGAGUUCACUUCUGAGUGGUGUGAUUUAUUUAAAAAAGCUGGUAUACCACCAAAGCGUAAAAUAUCUCGUUUUUUGGUCAGCCCUGAUGCUGCUUUAAAACCUGGAACGCCUUUGGGUGUGCAUCAUUUUCGUGUAGGUGACCGUUUGGAUAUAACUGCAAGAACCACUAAUCGUGGCUUUGAAGGUGUUAUUGAACGUUGGGGAAUGAAAGGCGGACCUGCUGCUCAUGGUUCUACUAAAUUUCAUCGUAGAAUGGGAAGUAAUGCAGGAAUUGAAGGAGUAAUCCCUCGAGGCAAACGUAUGGCAGGUGUUAUGGGUAAUCGAUUCAGAAGCUUACGUGGUGUAAUGAUUGUGAGGAUUAAUCCAAAACUUGGACUUAUAUAUGUAACAGGUACAACACCAGGGCCUGUACAUGCCUACUGCCAUUUGAACGACUCUUGGUUAAGAAAUCGUCGACGUGAAUUAAAUGCUAAUCCACCACCAGUUCCAACUUAUUUUCCUCCCUCUGUAGUAGAUGAAACUAAUUCAAAUCAACUCGAUCCAAGCUUGUGCCUUGAUGUUGAUGAUGAUUUUGAACAAGAUAUUUACCAUGAAUCAAUACAUCCAAGUUAUAGUCCUUCCAUUUCCUAUUCAGAAGACUCUAUGUGAAACGUGAUUUCUCUGUUAUAAGAAUGUACAUACAAUAUACCUUCAUAGUUUCCUUUCAA